CACACGGUGCACUUCCGGGUAGCUCGGCUAGCUUAGCUGUCCAGAGAAACCGACUGAAUGGUGACAAUGACAGCACCAGCAUAGCUGACUGAGCGGCCUGGACAUGAGGAGCUUACUGCUGUUGGCCUUUCUGGCUCCUUGUUGGGUCAACGCUGCAAUAAAGUCAAGAGUCAUGAGGGAAGAAGAGCCCGAAGAAAACCCGGAAUACGAUGCUCUGAACUCCAUCCUGUCAGAUUUCGAGGUGCUGCCACUGUCAGGCCUCCAGCUGCACUCUGUGAGGAAGAGGGACCUCCACGCCCAGUCCCACCUGGAGCGCCUGGUGAGCUUCAGAGCCCUGCACAGACAAUUCAAGCUUUACUUGACCACCAACACAGACCUUUUCACUGAAAACUUUAAAGCUGUCUUUGUUGAUAAACACGGGAGGGAGGAAAACUACAAUGUUAAUCUUCAGAACUAUUUCACUGGACAUGUUGUUGGAGAGGAGAAUUCACGUGUGCAGGCACACAUAGAAGGAGAUGAAUUUUCCGCUCACAUUCUAACUGAUGAAGCUGAGUACAAUGUAGAGCCUCUGUGGAGGUUUACAGAUUCCCCAGUUGAUGGCAGGUUGCUUGUUUAUCGCUCAGACGACAUCAAGAAUCUGAGCCGUAUCGUCUCUCCGAAAGUGUGUGGUUACAUCCACGCAGAGUCUUCGGACUUUCUGCCAAAGACUUCAAACAUGGAUGGGGACGGGCAGGAGGAGGUGGACAAAGAAAAGGGUUACCACCACAGAGAAAAGAGAAAUGUUCACGAUCACAAGAAGAAUACCUGCCCCCUGUUGCUGGUUGCAGAUUACCGUUUCUUUAAACACAUGGGCCGCGGACAAGAGAGCGUCACUCUCAACUACCUGAUUGAGCUGAUUGAUCGAGUUGAUGACAUUUACAGGAACACAACCUGGGAUGAUGAAUACAAAGGCUAUGGGGUCCAGAUCCAUCAGAUCAUCAUUAACAAGGAGCCUACAAAGCCUUCCCGUGGCCAUGCUGGCACAGGAUGGGUCCACUAUAACAUGGAGAACGGCCCUGUGAAAGGAAAAGAGGUCUGGGACGUGAAGAGACUUCUGGAGCAAUUCAGCUCAGACAUAGCUGACAACGCCUCCACUGUGUGUCUGGCCCACCUCUUCACCUACCAGGAUUUCGAUGAGGGCACCCUGGGGCUGGCCUAUGUGGCCCCCUCCAAACCUCAGGCCCUGGGCGGCCUCUGCCCAAAAGCGUACUACCCAUCUCACUCUGUAAAGAAGCCAAGUUACCUCAACACAGGCCUGACCAGCACCAAGAACUAUGGCAAAACUAUCCUAACAAAGGAGGCAGACUUGGUGACCACUCACGAGCUGGGCCACAACUUUGGAGCAGAGCAUGAUCCUGACAACAUCCCUUACUGUGCUCCCAGUGACGACCACGGGGGGAAGUUUGUCAUGUACCCUAUUGCUGUGAGCGGAGACCAUGUCAACAACAAGCGCUUCUCCAACUGCAGCAAGAUCUCCGUAGGAAAGACGUUACGUUUCAAGGCUCCCGAGUGCUUCAAGGAGAGGAACAGUAAGGUGUGUGGGAACUCCAGAGUUGAGGAAGGGGAGGAGUGCGACCCCGGGCUACUCCACCUCAACGACGACCCCUGCUGCUCAGCCGACUGCAAAUUCAAACCUAGAGCACAGUGCAGCGACAGAAACAGCCCUUGCUGUAGGGGUUGCAUGUAUGAUCUUGCAGGAAGGAGAUGCCAGGAACCCAUCAGUGCUACCUGUAAAGGCAUAUCAUCUUGCACAGGCAACAGCAGUCAGUGUCCUCCUCCAGAAAAUGCUGAUGACAACACUGUGUGUGUUGACAACGGCCGGUGUCACAAUGGAGAGUGCAAUCCUUUCUGUGAAGCCAUGCAGAACCGUCAGUCCUGUGCCUGCAACGAGACGGAGGACUCCUGUAAAGUAUGCUGCAGGGGAAAAGGUGGCGCCUGCUCUCCUUUCAUCCAGGCCAAUGGCAGUUUUCUUUUUCUUCGCAAAGGGAAACCCUGCACUGUGGGCUUCUGUGACGAAGGCGGGAAGUGCAUGAAGCAGGUGCAGGAUGUGAUAGAGAGGUUGUGGGAUUUUAUCGACAAGCUGGACAUUAACACAUUUGGGAAGUUCCUGGCUGAUAACAUAGUGGGCUCUGUCGUGGUGUUUUCACUCGUCUUCUGGAUUCCUCUCAGUAUCCUCGUUCACUGUGUGGACAAACGACUUGACCAGCAGUAUGAAGAUAACACAAAGUGCUUCUUCUACCCUCCAAGCAGUCAAGAAAUGCUGAACAACCUCGAGUCAGCGUCCAUACUCAUCGUCAAGCCUCCUCAGCCUCCAUCCUCCUACGCCGGUCAGAUCGCGCCCUCCUACCUGCCCCCACAGCAAAGCCAGCUAGGGGACUCUCCCGCGGCCAGCACCAGUACCCAUGCCCCCGACCCGAGCUGCGGCCCCACCCCGGACAGCGCAGGGGGGCCGCGGAUGGCCACCAUCCAGGAGGACACCAGCAGCGACUCUCACCUGGGAGAGGAAAGCCUGUCGGACGAUUUCCCAACCGCAGGAGCCUCCUCGUCGGUUACGAAAUCCUCCUACGAGGAUCUGACAGAGCAGAACCCGUCAGCCAAGGAUCGACGGCGCCUCAAGAGGCAGGAAUGCAUUGACACAAAAGAGACAGAGUGCUGAGAGUAAAUCACAAGUACAUUUUUGUUUUUUUGUUUAGUACCAGCUAGGCACCAACACAUUCAUGACGCCGGAUAUGUGGUUUAGGGAACAUGCGAAUACAUGCAGCAUCAAAUGCAUUUUUCUUAUCGCUUAUUGGGCCGCAACUGUUGCAAGCUAAUGAUAAUCAUGAUGUGGAUAUUAUUCAGGCAGCUUCAACCUGGAUUGAACCACCACACAGAUAAUAUAUGAGUAGUCACAAAUCCCGAUGAAACAAAAUAUUUACAGAGUGAAUCCAUGUUUUUUCUUUGCCUGUGGUGAAAUAUUCCUGUGUCUUUUCUCAGUAAGAUUGGGGUCCCUGUUUAGAUCUGUGGAAAUAAAUCUACUGCGGGCUGGUUGCCCAAACAUGUCAUGAAGUUUGAUUAUCUUUUUUUUGUCUUAACCCACUGGCUAGAUGGUUUGGGAAUAUGUACCUAAAUGCUGGUACACAAAGUACUCUCUUCAUGGCAAUGCAGCCUCACUGGUUUGUUCCACUAACAGAUGAACAGGUGAAUGAUUUAACAUAUCAUUGAUGAUUGUUAUGCAUAUUUUACUGUUGAAAGAAAUUUUUCACACUCAUGUUAAGCAGCAAACUUUGACUACAAAAUCAGUUUUAUCUUUAAUCUGUCAUAACUGCACUUUUGAGUAUUUUUCCACAUCACUGGAGAAUUUAAAUGUGUUUUACACCUGUUUUUACUUUGCUGUGUCAUUAGUUGUUUAUUUUAAAGAUGUGCAGGCCUCUGAACAUUUCCACCCCUUUGCACUGAGAAUGCAACAUUUGAAUACUGUACUGGGAUAAGUGUUGGUCUCUUCUCUAGUACACUUGUUUAUCCAGCUGUUAUGGAAGUUUAACUAAGAGAAGUCUAUAUUGUCCAUAUAAGGCAACAUGUUGCCUUUUCUGAUUUUGUGCCUAACCGUCCGACUUCCAUUUAAUGAACAUGAAUCUGAACAAUCCUGAAUUUAAUUUUAAAAUAACUUUGUGUGAGGUGCUCAAAUGUUAUUUUUCCGUUUGGUUUUCUGUCCUUAUGCCAAUGUGAGUUCUGCAUCUUUUUAUUUUUUGCCGUCUCGCCACUGUUGCCUAUUGUAUCACAUGUUAAAACUGUAAAACAUGUACUUACUGUAAGUCAAGGAGAAAGAAAUAGUCUGUGUAGCCAACAUUGACUACUGGAUUGAUUUAAGAUGUUGUACUAGCAGAUGUCAUGUCAUAUAUCUUUAAUAUUUCUAUGUUUAUGAAAGUCA
Molecule: messenger RNA, 3949 nt
Organism: Anoplopoma fimbria (sablefish)
Lineage: Eukaryota; Metazoa; Chordata; Actinopteri; Perciformes; Anoplopomatidae
Gene: adam17a
Product: ADAM metallopeptidase domain 17a
Exons: 19
Coding region: 104-2695 (863 amino acids)
Biological process (GO): Notch signaling pathway; membrane protein ectodomain proteolysis
Cellular component (GO): plasma membrane
Molecular function (GO): metalloendopeptidase activity
Source: RefSeq, a predicted model, not a curated record